This is a messenger RNA of Orbilia oligospora ATCC 24927, 663 nucleotides long. RefSeq lists its product as uncharacterized. The record is from RefSeq and is a predicted model, not a curated record. Bases 1 to 663 code for a protein of 220 amino acids. NCBI's taxonomy places the organism in Eukaryota, Fungi, Ascomycota, Orbiliomycetes, Orbiliales, Orbiliaceae. The transcript has 3 exons.
AUGCAGACUUCCGUACUCCUUAGAACAGCCCCGAGAUAUAGUGGCAGAUUAAUUCAACGGCCAUUCGUUCUAAACCAAGCAAAAUUCAACGGAACGGCUUUUGCAAAUCGGCCCAUGAUGUCAGCCUUAACAGACGCCAUUAAACGCGACCAUUCAGAAUUGAAUGAGUACUAUGAAAAGAUCGUUGGAACGGAUGACUUAGACACCCAGACCCGAUAUCAAAACUUGUUUACCUGGGAGUUAGCUAGGCAUAGCAUCGGAGAAGAACUGGUUGUCUAUCCAGCAUUUGAAAAGCACUUGGGAGCCAAGGGCAAGGAAAUGGCUGAUAAAGAUCGAGAAGACCAUCAAAAGGUCAAAAACAUGCUCUACAAGUUCCAAUCGAUGAAGGCUCAAGAUCCCGAGUUCUUGAAAACUCUUCAGGAUUUGUUCAAGGAUCUUAAUGAACAUAUCAAAGACGAAGAAAAUAACGACCUUCCAGCCCUAGAGCGACAGUUAGACUCCGAUUCGUCAGACGGCUAUGCUAGGAGCUUCGAAAGGACCAAGCUUUUUGUUCCAACGAGGUCACAUCCCAGUGCUCCGGAUAAACCUCCAUUUGAGACUGUGGCUGGGCUCAUGGCUGCACCGCUCGAUAAGCUUAUGGAUGUCUUCCGUAAGUUUCCAUAA